AUGUUUGAGGAAGUCCAACGGGAAAAGUACAGGGAUGAGAUUGAUUACAACACCUUGAAGCCGCCAGCAGCGAUAUGGGCAGCGUACAAGACGAAUCUGCUCGUCAAGUCGAAGAUAGUGCACGAGUUCGGCGGCAUUGUCCUCUGGUAG
Molecule: messenger RNA, 150 nt
Organism: Pyrenophora tritici-repentis Pt-1C-BFP
Lineage: Eukaryota; Fungi; Ascomycota; Dothideomycetes; Pleosporales; Pleosporaceae
Source: RefSeq, a predicted model, not a curated record